Molecule: messenger RNA, 1263 nt
Organism: Trypanosoma cruzi
Lineage: Eukaryota; Euglenozoa; Kinetoplastea; Trypanosomatida; Trypanosomatidae
Exons: 1
Coding region: 1-1263 (420 amino acids)
Source: RefSeq, a predicted model, not a curated record
AUGGCGUUGAAACACCCUAAACGGCAACGACCAUUAUGCCUGUUUAUACGGCGCUUACCGCACGAUAUCACUGAAGUCAAGCUGAAGGGCAUUAUUCUUGAGCGAGUUGGUUGUGGCGAUGUGGGGGAUAUGAUAGAUGUUUCUGUCCUUCGCGGUUGCCCACGCCGUGGUGACCGACCACAUGUUCUUUCCACAGCCAUCAUUGCCUUGUGUCCAGUGCAAGAGGGCGACAAAAAUGUCGCGAAUCGUGUGGUUGAAGUGGUAAAAGAAAUCUUUGACGGCCGUGUGGUUUUUGAUGGGGGCGACGAUGUCCCCGACGCCAUGGCGUCAGUGGUGGAGUGGGUGCCGGUGUAUUUUGGCAUCUCAGCUCCUAUCAGGCAUGGUGCGGCUGGGAAGAAAACUAAAAAUAUUGCACCGCUGGAGUGUCGUACUGGCAACGUUGAAGAUGAUGAGGAUUAUAAACGCUUCUGCGCAGGAUUAGAGAAGGCGGCAUGCGAGACGCAAUCCGAAGAGCGAAUGGAAGAGACACAAGAGCUCGGCUGUGAGCCAACACCUGAGGCCGCGCCGAAGUCUCUUCUUGUGCAGGAGCUUCUUGCCGAGUGUGGGCAUCUGAAGAAAGUGAAGAUGAUAAAGACGAAGAGGAAGGAGAAAAAGAAGGAAAAGGAGAGGGCAGGGAAAAGGAAGAGGACAACGACGAAGGAGGCGGCGAAGCACGAUAAAAAGGAGUUGCUAAAGAAACCGCCUCGCCAGAGUAAACAGGAAGGAAAUGAGGCAGCGGCACCGGAGGAGUUCAAAGCGGAGGGGAAGAAGGUGCGCAGGCUGCGAAUAAUCAAGGCGGAUGAAGGCGGUGAGGCGCUGGCAGAGGUUGGCGGCACACAGAAGGAAAUAGGCGUGGACGCAGAGUCAACGAAGGCACGACGGCGUAAGCGGCAGCGAGAGAUGAAAAAAGGGCUGCGGCGGAGGGUCAAACAGAGGGAUAAGGAGGCACAGGUUGCUGCUGAGGCGGAGUCUGAUCGGGGCAAAGCGAACGCGCGUCGUAGGGUGAGAAAAAAGAACCGCCAGAAGGCGGAAGGCGAGAAGACGGGAAAAGCGAAUACCGCCGAAUUGUCGAGAAGAAAUUCAAAAGAGGGAAAAAAACAUGCAGGGGAAAGCGGACAGCAGAAGAAAGAGCCGACACGAAGGAAAAACAAAAUGAGGGCGCGGAAUAAACAUCGUCCACGGGAGGAGGGAGGGUGGAGUAGCCAUGAUGCCCCAACAACAUGA